Acanthopagrus latus (yellowfin seabream) is the source of this 4568-nucleotide messenger RNA. RefSeq names its product protein FAM111A-like. The record is from RefSeq and is a predicted model, not a curated record. NCBI's taxonomy places the organism in Eukaryota, Metazoa, Chordata, Actinopteri, Spariformes, Sparidae. The transcript has 6 exons. Bases 778 to 2874 code for a protein of 698 amino acids.
CUUUUGUACGGUUAAUUUUAUUAUUAGGAAAAUUACACAUUCACAGGGUGAGAUGGGCGCGCGACAAACCAAAUCAUGGACUUUUUAAAAAAUGUUAUGUAUUUAUCAAGAACUGACCAUUUCAUGUGGACUGAUAACACUAUUUAAACAUGUACAAGGACGCUGUAAAUCGGUCAUAGUAUGAUGACGUUGUCGAACACGUGUUUCUGUUAUUGUGAAUGUGCGGGAUAAAUUAUAUCUAAUAGUUAUUAACUGAAAUGCGUUACGAUUUGCAAACAGAAGACCGCAUAUGUGAGAACAAACAUACUGCAGGUCAAAGCAGCCACACCAGCUGCAGUCGAGGAGGAGCUCCCCAGACUCCCUUAUAAAAUCUCUUAAUUUUGCGUGUUGUUGAUUAGGAGACACAUAAUACACUUUGAAUAACGCUCGUUAUGAUAAUUUCUUCAUGAUUUGGCCCUUCUUGUAAAUUCGGCAAAUGCUGUACAUGCAGAGAAGCAUAUGCAACACGGAUCUGCUUGUUGGUUGCAUUUAACACACUCCACUCGGCAGUUUUAAAAUCAUGUGGAUGAUCAAUUAUCGGCAGCAGACACUUUUGGAAUAUCACUUACAAAGUUAUUCCAGCAGGUGGCGAAAUAAGGAAGAGAAAUACUCUCAAUAAACCAUCACACACCUCAACUGAGCAAGACUUGAGAGAGACGUCUUUUUUGCGACGAGUUUUUGGUAUGACACUACAUCACCUUCUUUUCAGCGUCAGAAAUAUUCAGCUGGAAACUAAAGAUGAAGCCGAAGUUUAAGCCUGAAGAAAAAGGACCAAUGGACAGAUUUGUCAUGAAAAUCCAGAAUAAGAAGAGCAGUCAGCGUCCUGUUUUACCACCUGUUGAAAAGUGCUGUGAUGAACUGGUGACCUCGACAGUGUUUACCAUGCCACUCACCCAGCAUCAGCUGGGAUCAGCUCCGGCCCCGCGCCAACCUCCUGAUAAACAGGAAAAGAGGCUACAUGCAACCCAUUCUUUCGAGUGGUGCUGGGAUGGCAGGAAACCCACAAAUAUCACAUGCGAUAAAGCGGGAACCGUUGAGAACACACUGCUGAGAAGUGAAAUCUUUAAGGGAAUUGCACAAAAAAACAAAGACAGAGAACUUGUUAUUUUAAAAGAUGGGAAAGUUAUCAGUUCACACUUUCCAUGCUGCUUGAUUAAGAGGGAACGGUUGAUUGUCAGGUACAUUAAAGCUGGAGGAAAGCCAAAGCAAUCGUUUGAAAAUCGUGGCUAUGUUAAUUCCUGGAGAAAGGGACCAUCUGACAAGCCUGUGAUGUUUCAUGUGUUGACAAAGGGAGGAAAAAAUGUAGUGAGAAUCAUGAGAAACCCAGCGCUAAGAACAAACUUUGAGGCGAUCACUGUGUUUGCAUACAAAGGGGAAAAAGUGAAGCAUGCUCUGAGGAGAGAUGGUCGUUUACUAAACACCGUGUUCAAAAAGAACUGUGUGCUCUCUGACCCGAGCACUGGUGUCACCACUGAAAUGUCAAGUCCUGUUGAUGAUCUCGAUGGUAAAACCUUCAAGAUCGUACUGCUCGAUAAGUCUCCCCCACCAGAAAGUCCGCCUGGCAGUCUUAAUGACGCUUACAUGAUGCAAAAUGAUUCUCUGAGAUCUGACUCUGAUUUAAACCAAGAUCCUCCACAGCAGAAUGACAACAGACCGAGAGAGAAGCCAGAGCCAGAGGGCGACACGGCACCAGAGCAAAAUCCAGACACAAUGCAGCGUAAGAUAUCGUCACAGUUUAAAGAUUUGGUGAAAAGAAUGAAAACUUUGCAAGGCUCUAAGCCCUCUCGUAUGCAGGACUUCUACCGUGUUGAGUAUGGAAAGAACGAUCAGACAUGCAGAGAAGUGAAAACGAUGAAGAAACUGAUGGAGCUCAGUAACUCUGUUUGCCAUGUGAGAGUAAACGGGAGAGCAGGAGGAAGUGGCUUCCUGCUGUUUGACAAGUUCGUCCUCACAAACGGCCAUGUGAUUAAAAACGUUUACGAUGAGGAGACGAGGCAGCUUACUGAGACGGUUACUGUCCAUUUCUCUUAUGAGAGUCUGGACCACAUGGAGUCAGGAGCAGAAGUGGAAGAAGUCGCUGGCUUUGCAUAUUAUUCUGGAGCGUCAGGACAUCAGUAUGACUGGGCUUUAUUAAAGCUGCGCGCUGAGCAGAAUUUGCCUGAUGGUCUGUUGAAACACUUUGGAUUUCUUCCACCAAGUGGAGGAAUUUGCAUCAUUGGGCAUCCUGAUGGUGGCGUGAAAAUGAUAGAGCCGUGUUUGAUUGUUUCAUUUGAUAACCGCAGCCAGGUUGCAGAGAGACAUUACUGUGAAAAUCCAGAUGGUGUUGAGGUGCACACCGGUCUUUACCAUGAAAACCCAGGACACCUUCAGUUAGUUACUCCCCGUUUCUUUGAGGACGUGGCAGGAUGGGUUAAACAGAACAAACAGGUUCUAACUUACGAGUCUUCUUUCUAUUUUGGCUCAUCUGGCUCUCCUGUCUUUGAUGAGCACUGCAAUGUCGUUGCAAUGCAUUCAGCAGGAUAUGUCUACCGCAAUGCAAGGGGUCAGAGCCAGAGCGUCAUCGAGUACGGCUUUCCUCUGUCCGUCAUUAUCGAACAAGUCAUUUACCAGUUGGUGGAAAGAGGAAAGUUCGAUGUUUUGAAGGAAUACCUCGCUUGCAGUUGUGCACGACACCAAAACAUUAUGAGCAAUCUGAAGAAACUGGUUGAGGGCAGAAAUCUCACAGCAUUUAGAAAUGCAGCCAACAGUCCAGAGGUGAUAAAUGACGCGAGCUUGAAGAAGUUCUUUGACUUCCUCUGUCGGCCAGAGGAUCCUGAUCCAAUGGACACUGACUGAGUGUUCACAGCGACCUGCUGAUGAAAGAUACUGAGAGCAGUUUCAUCAGUGAGCAACACCGAGUGUCGUGCCUGUUUUCAUAUGAGAGGAUGCUGUUGUUGGGAUUGUUAUAAAGAAAUAGAGUAAUGCUUUCUCACAAUUAUAUUACUAAAUGCUCUAAAAAAAUAUUUCAGCCAGUAUUAGAGAGAGAAUAUCACUGUAUGGGUUCAGAGUUCAGAUCUGUUUUGUGUGUUUGUCCAUGAGAGAGCAAUAAGUGUUUUUAUUUUAAAACUCAAAAUGAUAUCAGGUUCAGAAAUGCAGCAUCAGUCUUGCUCUUUUAUUUUUUUACCCUCCUAUCUUCUGCUUUAGGCUGUUUUUAAGAAAGUCACCUGUGAGAUAAUGAUUUCCUAUUUUUGUGCUGUAUUACACAAAAACAAUCGUACAAUUUUCUGUCAUCCGUCAUGAUUUUUUAUCUUUUACAUUUACAAACAAUUGUUCAAUACUGGAUGAAGCAAUAUUCUGUCAUACUGUCACUGUGUUGAUACAUAUACAUACAUACAUACAUAUAUCUGUCUUGAUAAUGUCUCAAAAUAAUAUCACUUGUAUUCAUUUUAGAAAAAAUAGGCAGUUUUGUAAAAAUGAAUGAUUCAUUCAUAUUCAAUAAAGAAGUUUCUUUCAUAUUUUGAUUGUGUUUUGAAUGUAUUAUUUGCUCCUAUCAACAUAAAUGUAAGAAUAAGAGGUCAAAAUUCAAAGUCAAGUUCUUUUAAUUAACUUUCUCUGCACUGUGGAAUGAAAUACACCUGAGUCACUCCUGUGACACUCCCAGCACUUCAACCAGGAUGGUGUCAGAACAGGGCGGAGCAUCGAGAGACUCUUCUUGAUCAUGAACUGUUCAAAUUUGUCUUUUGCUCACAAGUUUAUUUUGAUCAUAGUUUAUUAUAUUUCUGACUAUUUCCUGUAUUUUACUACAAACUUCUGUAAUGAGAUGUGUGAUGAGAUGAUAGUAGGUGGAUAGCAGCAGCAGCAGCUUGUGGUGAAGAAGGAAACUUUUACUAACUGAAUGUUUUGUAUAGUUGCACUACAUGUACAACCUCUCACGUUAUUCUUCACACUCCUCACUAUCACAUUUAAAUCCUUUUGAUUUUUGAUGAUGUAGCCUGAUAACAGUGCUGAUUGUUUCCUGCAGGUCAUCAAAAGUUGCCUGGUUUAAUUUCAAAGAAGAACAACCUCCUCCCAGACCUCAGUGAACCUGCAGAAGCCUCACAGUCAAUAAUAAACUCUGUAAAAUCCAGAGUUACUGCAGGAAACAGAGCAGAGGAGGCUGACGUGUCGCAGCGAGGCUGCAGGCGGCUGAGUGACUCCACCUGACUGAAGGUAUGUCCGACAUACACACCGACUGUACCUGUGUGUGUCUGUAUAUGUGUGUGUGUGAGAGAGCCUGCAUCAUCCAUUAGCUAAUCGAUACAUCAUGUACAUGUACUCUGUCAGCUGUCAGAGCUCCAUGUGAGCUUCAGACUGAGAGUCAGGGCUCCAACACCUCAUAUCACAUUAUGGCUCUUUAGGGCCUCCGUAGACACUAAUAAGGUCAAAUAAUCAGAGAUGUGUUUUGGCAAAAUUGGGAUCAGACUGGAUAGUUUGCUUAUUACAAGGAGAAAUAAAAUGUGUGUGUGUGUGUGUGUGUGUGUGUGUGUGUGUGUGUGUGUGUGUGUGUGUGU